AUGGAUCGGCCGACGCGGCUUCCGCUCUUGACGCCCGACACGGCCAGUGCCAUCAACCGCAGCAAGACGCCGCUGCGACGCCCCCGAAGCCUUCUGCACACGCCACCACCGACCCCCGCCGAGCUCGCGUCGGUCUGGUCCUUCUUGAGCGCCUGGGUGCAGCGAAUCGUCGAGGGCGAUCAGAGCGCAGCCUCCAUCCCGGGCUUUGGUAUCGUCUUUAUCCACGUCCAUGGCCAUAGCAUCCGCAUUCCUCAUUUCGCGACCCACGGGCCCUUUGCGACGCGGCACGGACUCAAGUUUGAAGACGUGAGCGCGCUCGUGCCGCUGCAUCGCGUCGUGUCGCUGGCCUUUCGCGACAUUGCGGCCCACUGCCACGUCGACGAGUAUACAGCCAAGUCGUGGCUCGAGCACUUGGUGCAAAAUGUCGGCGAGCGCAUGCGGUCGUCGCCUCUCGUCGAGCUCGGCCUCGGGAUUGGCACGGUCACUUGCAAGCAGCGUGCCAUCGAUGGACACAUGGCCCAAAAACAGCAGGGCACGAUGGACCCCGACAUUCGUCCUGUCGAGCCCGCGACCAAGCGUCCGCAACCACCACGGUCACUCUUGGCGCCGUCGCAAGCCUUGUUCCACGUCUUGCCGUCCCCAGAGAAAACAAUCACGAGUACGCCGCUCAAACCAACGGCACCGGGCAGUCCGCGCGCCGACCAGCUCUCGGGACUCUCACGCCGGGCGCGCGCACUCGCCCAGGCCAUCGCGCCACUCAGCCCGCGCGUAUCGCUGCAAAAGCGAUGUGCCGACGCGAUGCCGUGGCAGCUCGAAGUCAAGAACCAAGACGUUGUGCUCGACUGCCCCGAGCUGGAUGCGAAAUACCCGCCGCUGCUGGACCCGUUUUGUCGCACGCUGGGCGUCGAGCAGGUCGACGCGAUCGAAAAGUUUGCAUCGAGCGACCGCAUCGGGAGCAACUACUCGCUCCCCGCUGCCCACCUCGUGAUCCGAAAGCACCUCCCGACCCCGACAGCGUCGCCGCUCGUCUUUUUAAACACGCCCAACGAGCCCGAUGCCAUGGUUGGGCUGCCAGCGCUUGACAUCGCGUUCCACCCGGUGGCGGCGUCGCCCCCGAAAAUCGAGCUCCCGCUCGUCACGACGUCGGGCAAGCCCGUGUUUUCACCGCUGCCAGCAACGCUCCCCGUUGCAACAAGGUUGGUGACGACGGCGCCCAGCAUGGCCGAGAACGACGGCGCGGCAGCGCGGUACCAGUACUACCUCGAGCACGUCAUUAGCACCAAGGACAUUGUACCGAUGAACCCGCGCUGGACCGAGCACAUCCAGAAGCUCGUGGCGCGGGCGCUGCAGCAGCUUCCGCAAGCGCGGGCCGCGGCGAUUCUGCGUGCCAUGUUUGACGAGACGGUCGCAAAUUACUACUUUAGUAUCAAGAAGGCUGUCCUCGACUACCUCUUGCUGCGCGAAGGAACCCAGCGCCGGCUGCACAUUCCGGGUGGCACGCCAGCCAUGUAUCAAGUCCAAAUGAAGUGGAAGUGGGGCGAAGGCUACGCGCACGCGAUUGCUCCGACCCGCGGCUGGAUCGACCGCAAGCUCUUGGCGAAAGACCAUUUGAGUCAGUACCUCAUGGUCCUCGACAGCCACUUGCUCGCGCUGCAUUAUGUAUGGGGUGACUUUGAGAAGCUCCUCCUCGUGGACUUGCCGAGUACGGACGAGCUCGCGUCGCACUUGGUGCCCAUGGACAUCAAGACGUUCGAGAAGCGGCAGCUCACGCAAGCCGCGCACGUCAAGCGCCUCCUUCUCGACAAGUGGUUCAACACCGCCAAGCGCAUUCUGACCACCGCCAAGAACGAAGACGUCCUCGCGUCCGCGCUCUUACAGCCCAAGCACUACUUUGACUGCGUCGCGACGCUCAUGUCGCUGCAGUUGCGCGGCCUCGUCGUGCGCUCGAUUGACGCCUACGUGGCCUUUUUCCGCAAGCACGCAUCGAGCAGUCCGCUCAGAGGUCUCCUUCUCUCGCUACAGCUCGACCACACCGCCAUCAACUUUGCCACGUCGCUCGAGGAUGCGACGGCGGCGCUGCUCAACGUGCUCUUUAACAUUCCCGCCUGCUUUACGCACGUCGACCGCGUUGAAACCAAGUUUGAGCCAUCGAUUAUCCUCGGUGGGUCACCGUUCCUCUGGGGCGUCGGGCUCCACGAAGACGAGGUCGUCCGCGCCGCCGACGAAAUCAAGGCCCUCUUGUCGCUCAGCAUGGCGCACGCCAGCAGCGUCCGGGCCAACUAUGCGCGAUACGCCAUGGUCGCGGCCGGCGACGUGGCGCUGGAAGCUUUUAUGGCGGCGCGCCACGACAUUGCAGCGUACGCUGCCGAGAUUGGCAAGUUUAUGCGCUUUGCCAUGCAAAUUGCCGCCGAGCCCAACCAGGGACAGUGCCCGUCUGGCUUGUUCCACGUCGACUGCACGUCGCUGAACGCGGGCUUGAUCCAGAAAGCGUCUCGCUUCAUCCAGGCGCUCUUCCAUGCGUUUUCCCAAGCCACGAUCCAGAUCAACAUGGACAUUCGACAGCAGUUUAAACUCAUGGUGAGCCGCCUCUCCAAGAAACCAGUGGAUCUGUACGAGCUCGUUGACGCCGAGGCGUACUUGACCAAGCUGCGAUCACAGGAGCUCCUCGAGCUCUUUCGUAGCGUGCAGGACGUCAAGCACCGCAUUCAAUUUCUCAUCGAGCAGGUCGAGCUCGUGCCGUCGUGUCCAGUUCUCUCGGGGCUCUCGGUCGCGUCCGAGCUCCUCUCGUCGACGGCCAAGACGUUUGAAUGGAAGAACCAAAUUGAAAAAGUGAUUCGGGAUGGCGAAGUCGCGCUCCAGAACGAGCGCAUGCGCAUCGAGACGACCUUUAUCGCCAAGCGCUCGCGCUUCCAGGCCGAGCUCGAAGAGCUCGAGUCCGAAGUCAACUCGUUUCAGAAGAAGAGCGAUUUGCGACACGCCACCACGUAUGUGGGGCAGCUCACUAAAGUGCGCGAUGCGAUUCUGCAAGCGCGCCACACGAUCGAUACGAUCGCCGACGAGGAAGCCAAGCUCGGACGCUCGAACCCUACGACCAGCUCUGGCGCACCGCCCGCGCUGCUCAAGCUGCGCGACGUCACCGAGCUCCUCUCCGAGACGGGCAAGGCCUGGGCCUCGAUCGAGCCGCUCUUCGCAUCCAAAGCCGACGUCCCAGUUCUCGACAAGGCGUCGCCCGAAGCCAAGAAAUUCGCACUCGCCGAUAGCCACUGGCGCAGCAUCAUGGCCGCGGUGGUCGCGCGGCCGCUCUGUUUGGCCGUCAUCCAGAUCGACAAGGCAGCCGAUCGCUUGCGCGAGUGCCAAGCGCUCCUCGAAAACGUCCUCGAAGGCCUCCACAUGUGCUUGGAGCUCAAGCGCACGCUCUUUCCUCGGUUCUUCUUCCUCUCGGACGCCGAGCUCAUUCGCGCGCUCUCGACGCACCCGGACGCACUCACGACGCGCAAGCGAUCGUACCUCUCGUGCUGCUUUCCAGGCAUUGGGCGGCUCGAGCUCAAUGGUGCGAAGGAGAUCACAAACGUGAGCAGCUCGCUCGACGAGUCGAUUGCACUCUCGCAGGUCGUGCCGACCGAGAAGGUGGCGACGGACAGUUGGCUCGCCCGCCUCGAGCAAGGCUUGUACACGUCGAUGCAGCGACUACAGCAAAAAGAUUUUCGGAAAUGGUACCUUCUCUGGCCCGAACAAACGGUGCUCGUCAUCGAGCGCUACAUGUUUACCAACAAGAUCGAAAGCGCCUUACGGGAGCCGAGCUCGAGUGCCGAUGCGCGCUCGCUUCGGCCCCACAAACUUCAAGACUACCUCUCGACCGAGCUCGAGCCCCGCCUUGCGGACCUCACACAAGAGCUGCGGGAAGGCACGCACACACUGCUCCACCGGAUCAACCUCGUGACCAACCUCAUUGCGCAGCUUUUACAUGCCCGCGACUGCACCGCCGACCUCAUCGCGCACGAGGCGCACCUUGCGAAUGCCGACGCGUUUGUCUGGCAGUCGCAGCUCCGGGUGGCGUGGAACGACGGCAACGUCCUUCUCAAAGUGCUCAAGUCCUCCGUGCUCUACGGCAACGAGUACCUCGGCAGCGCCACGACGUGGAUUGUGACCCCCAACACACUCAAGGUCGCACGCGUUGUGUGCAGUGCGAUGGCGAUGGCCAAAGGGUCGGCGGUGGUCGGCGCGUCGAGCAUCGGCAAGGCCACGACGUUGCACAUGCUCGCGAGUGCGUGCGGGAAACUCUGCAUGGCCUUUGAGUGCGUCGCCCACAUGGACGCGUUUACGCGCAUCAUCAAGGGGGCCGCGGCCACCGGCACGUGGCUACUACUGCGCAAUGCGCACAACGUCUUUAAUCAUGCCAGCAUCGGAGUCCUCACGGACCUCCUGCACCGCGUACAAGAAGCGACCAGUCUGCGCGAGGCGUCGGUGAUGCUGCAUGGCACCAAGCUCCGUCUUCGGCGCGGUGUCCACAUCGCUGCUACGUUUACGGCGUCGCAGCUGCCGCGCACGCACGAUGCGUUCCUAAGCCUCUUUCGCCCCGUGACGCUGAUUGCACCCGACGUAGAGAUGGUGUGCCGUAUCUUGUGCGACCUCGCGGGCUUUGGGAACCCCGAGAUGCUCGGCAAGCAGGUUGCGUUUGCACUGGCGACAGCCGCCAAGCUCUUUCCUCUCGCAGCGACCUACAUGCAGUCGCUCCGCGUGGUCAAGAACGUCGUCGAUCGAGCGAAGAAACUCGUGUUGAAAGAGCACGCGUACGAUGCGGCGUCACCAGCGGAGCUCGUCUCGAUCGAAGGCGCGAUGCUCCUUCACGUGCUCGGCGACGUCCUCUCAAGUGUGAUUCCGCCGUCGGACGCGACAGCAAGUACCUUGCAGAGCUUCCUCGAGACCCUUGCCUCAACCCCACUGCUGCACAAAUCGCAAGACUUGCCGCAUGAUGUGAUGACGCUCGCGCUCCAAGCGCAUCACGUGAUGGCAACGCCGUCGUUUCUGCUCAAGUUGCAGCAGCUAUACACAGCGCUCGGUCGUCCCCAAGGCGUCGUGCUGCUUGGUCCGACCAUGAGCGGCAAGACGACGCUGUAUCAAACGCUCGGCCACGCGCUGCGGCUUGUCGACGAGCGCUUGAACCCGUACGCCCACCAUCAAAAUAGACGGUCCGGGUCUGCCGACUGUGUCGCCAUGUACCAAGUGGUGUCUCCGAGGAGCUUGUCAAUCGAUGAGCUCUACGGCCGACUUUUGCCGAAUAAAACCUUUGACGAAGGCGUGCUCACGCUGCUCCUUCGGCGUCUUCACGCGCGUAGCAAGCUCGAGGCCCACGGGCGCUUCUGGCUCGUCAUGGAUGGCGCGCUGAGUCCGUCCUGGACCGACGGAUUGCACUCGCUCCUCGAGCAAGAUGGCUAUUUAAGCCUGUUGUCGGGCGAGCGCCUCGCGCUGCCGCCACAGACGCGUCUACUCUUCGAGUCGACGAGCCUCGUGCAUGCGUCUCCUGGCGUCGUGACGCGGACGGCGAUCGUUCACGUUGCGGCUUCCGACCUGAGCUGGCAGCAGCUCUACGAUAGCUGGUGGGCCAAGCAGGACGACGCGCUCAAGGAGCUCACGGAUGUCAAGGACGCGAUGGACAGCGUGCUCGACUUGAUCGAUCCGUGCCUUCAGUUUGCAACGCUGCACUUUCGUGCCUCGUCCUUUGGCCCGAGCAGCCUCGGGCGUAUGCAGAGCUUCUUGGCGAUUCUCGGUGCGAGCGUCCGCGCGGCGUGGCCCAAGAUGGCGUCGAUGACGGUCAAGCAGCUCUUCUCGGUCGGGCACUGCGCGUUUCUUCUCGGACUCGUUUGGGGCAUUGGCCACACCUCCGCCCAUGACGAGCGCGUGAAAUUUGAUAAUUUUCUGCGCGCGCUCGCCGGGGAGCCGACGGCGACGACGGUUGCCGCCACGUCCCCGACACCCGUGCCCCGGGGCAAGCGCUUCCAGCUCUUUUUCCCGUCCAACCGCCCCGAGCUCGUGUACGCCUUUGGCCUCUCGGUGGACUGGGGUUUGAAGUGGGAGCUCUGGACCGACAUUGUGCCUCCUCGACUGCUCUCGGUGCCGAUGCCACUCCGCUCGAUCAAGGAACUCUUUAUUCCCACGGCCAACAGCACGGCCGUAUUGCACUAUACGGAGCUAUUUGUGCAGACCGCGCAGCACGUGCUCUUGAUGGGACCCCCAAGCACGGGCAAAUCGGCGGUCGUCGACGCCCUCUGCACGCAGAGUCUUCUCCGGCAGCGCGAUGAAAGAGUGUUGACGACCAAGGCCUCUGUAUUUGCACUCGUGCCCUGCGGCGUGCGCACGUCGCCGAGCUCGCUCCUCUCGAGUCUCCAGGACCACCUCGAACGCUCGCGUAAGAACGAAUUGUCGGCGCCGCCCCACAAGACCUGCGUGCUGAUCCUCGACGACGUGAGUCUCCCGUCCGAUCAAGAUGGCACGCUGGCUUUUCUGCGCCACCUCUUGUCCAACGGUGCGAUGUACGAGCCGCACACGCACGCGGAGACGCUCGUGUCGGGCAUCGUGUUCGUCGGCAGCGUGACCGAGCAGCCGUCACGGCGUCGACUUGCGUCCUCAGAGCGCUUUGUCACACGGCUCGUCCCGCUCGCCUUUCCCGAGCUGCAAGCGUCCGACAUGAACAAGCUCCUCCUCGACGUUGGCAGCUGGUGCGUCUCGUCGCGAAACCUCUCGGUGGACUUUGCCCAAAUGCUGCCGACGCUCGUCAAGGCGACGAUGCGGCUCUUUAUCAGCUGCAACGAGCGCUUCCGCGUCUCGCCCACGCGGCCACACUACCUCUUCCGGCUCGACGACAUGCUUCAAUUGACGCAAGCGGUUGCGCGCGACUGCGCCGCCACGCAGUUUAGCGACAAGACACCGCUUGUCCGGCUCUGGUGCCACGAAGCGACGCGAACGCUCGCCGAUCGACUCAUGAGUGCGACCGAUCUGGCUCUCUUCAGCGCGCUCCUCCGCGAUAUUUGCACCUCGAGCUUUGCGAUCGCCCAUGAAACCUUGUUUCCAAACGCGGUCGCGGCGGCCGCGGCGGCCAACACGGUGCUCCGGCGCGCGAGCGACGACAUGCAGGCGACGACGCACCGGUCAUCGAUGCUCGGCGCGCAGCAGGUGACGCCGGUCGCUGCGUACUUGCACGCGAACUUUCUGCGCAUCACCUUUGUGACGUUGUUGCCGUCGACCGCGUACGACGAGAUUGACGCCAGUGACAUGGUCGAGCUCUUGAGUGCGACCGUGGCCGCGGAGCUGAGCAAGCUCACCGAGACGUUGGCGCGACCCAACGCGAUCAACAACGACGUGCAGCUGCAGUUGCCCUUCUUUAUUGAGCACGUGGUACGCCUCGCUCGGGUCUUGCGCCCGCCGGCAGGUCCCGCCGCGAGCUAUCACUCACAGCAUGUACUGGUGUGGGGGCCACCCGGCACGGGCAAAGCGACCUUGUCACGGCUCGCAGCAGGCAUCGCCGGUAGCGCCGCGACGUAUCUCAACGUCCAGAACCCAUUGUUUGCCGUGCACAAGACGUGGCAGCGUGCAAUCAACGAAGCCUUGCUGCGCGCCGCGGCGCAUCCGACGGCCUCGGUGCUCGUCAUCAAGCAUGCGUUGGCGUGUCAUACUCCGGAAGACGAGACGACGCGUGACGAGUACCUCGUCGACAUGGCCGAGCUCGUCUGCGAGCGCUAUGUGCCCCACUUUGUCACCUCGAGCGACCUCGAAGCCUUGGCGCCGGCGCUGCGCGCGCUCGCGAAAAGCGACAAUAUCUUCUUGGACACGCAGUCCUCUGUCGAGGCGUACUUUGCCGAGACCCUUCGGCGGAAGCUCACGUUCGCCCUCGUGCUGACCAUGCCGGCGCACGCACCGAUGACGUGGCAGCGCCACCUGCAAGCCUCGUAUGCACAUCUCUUCCGGCACUGCCACAUACACCACGUCAGUACGUGGCCCAAGGACGUUUUACGCGCCAUGGUACAUACAACGUGCACGGACGCGGGCAUGGCCGACGCCGAGCUGUACCUGGACGCGGCCGAGGCGCUCUUUGCGUCCGCGAAAGCAUACGAGACGAACGCCUGCCCUCUCGUGCCAUCUCGUUUUGUGUUGCACAUUGCGAGCUUUGCGCGGCUCUGGCAGUCGCGCGUGCUGGCCAACGAAGAGCGAAAAGCCAAGCUCGUGGCAGCGCUCGAUGCGCUGCGGUACUUGGAACGCCUCUCGACGCGCGUCGCGCAAACGGUCAAGGGCCUCACACCUGAGAUCUCGCGCAUGUCGCAGGUCUCCCAGGGCAUCAAUGUCGGCCUCGAGACCGCGUCGCAAACGCUUCUGUCGUUGCAAGCGCAGCUGUCGGCGGAGGACGACGUUCGAGUCGCAGCGGUUGCCAAGUUGGAAUCGCUGCAAGCCGCAGCGAAUUGCACGCUGGACGCUGCGACGACAAGUGUGCUGGACGCCACGCGCAAGCUCGAGGGCCUCAACACGCAAGACAUGGCGGAGCUCUGCAGCGUGCACCCGAUGCCGCCCACCUUGCGCUACCUGCUCGAGUGCAUGUGCCGCCUCCUACGACUCGAGCCCAUCGAGACGUUUGACGAGCGCGACAUUGAAACCAAGCUCCUUGACUACACGCUGCCGGCGCGGCACUGGCGACGUGCUCGGCGUCACGCGGAGUUUACGCCCGCGUGCUUGGCCAAGCUGCACCCGUCCGGCGGGCCCAUCUGUGCGUGGGCACGGGCGAUCAUUCAGUACAAGAUGACGCACGUCAUGCUUGAGCCGCAGUAUGCGCACAUCAAGGACGCCCAAGUCAUUGUAGAUGGCUGCGAGAUCAAGUGCGCGCAGCUACGGCGCGUCGUCGACGCGCACGUGGCGACGAUGCAGGCAACGACCACGUCCCGAGCGACCACCGACACCCAAGUGCGCGAGCUCACGACGCAGCUGUCCGACUCGACCGAGUCGAGUGAGAAAGCGCAAUCGUUGCUCUCGGCGCUCGUGGUGUUUGUGAGCGCAUGGCAUCAGCGACGCGACGAGUGCAUCGAGUGGGGUGCGCGGCUACCGGCCCAUGCACUCAUGGCCACGGGGCUCGCGUCGUAUGCAGGCCACGUGCCGGCGUAUGGCCGGCACCAUUUGCUCGUGCGGUGGAUCACGUUGCUAUCCAACCUCGGGCUACCGUCGUCUCUCGGCUUGCUCACGCAAACGUCCCAUUACGCCACGUACGAUCUGCUCGUCGAGUCGGCGCUCUUGCAGCGCUGGGUCGCGAAAACUGUGCCGAUGGACGACCCGAUCAGCCAUGAGAAUGUCGCCUUCUUGGCCUCGGCCGAGACAUACCCGCUGCUCAUUGACCCGCACGAGAUAGCCUACGCAUGGGUCCUCGCCAUGACGACGGACGUGUACGCCAACGAGACGCCAUACCUUGUGCCUCCUCACAACGGCAGCCCCGAGGAAUUCGACAAGGUCCAAGACGACGUCUUUGCUGCCAUGCAGGCCGGGCGUCCCGUCCUCGUGCGCCACACCAAUCUCUCGACCAAGAGUCUCCUCUUGCCUUUUCUGCUCGCGAAACGUCAAGCCAGUCGGCUCGGGAAUGCGCGGCCCAAUUUUCUCACGCACAAGCAGUCGCUGCUCGAUUUCCCCACCGACUGGUCGCUCUACCUCUUCACGACCGACGAAGCAGCGCCGUGGCUGCCAGCGUUUGCGACUCUCACCACGCCUGUCUACAUUGAGCUGACGCCUCAGAUUGCGAGCGACCUCUUCCGAUCGCAAGUGCUUGGCAACGCCUCGAAGCACACGCUCCUGCAUUGGCAGGAGCUCAAAACGUCGUUGCACGCGGCCGAGCACGAUGCGAGUGGCUGGGAAGAUCUCUGCCUCUCGGCACUCGCCAAGGCUGGCGACGCCAUCUUGGACGACACGGCCGCGCUCUUGACGUGGCGCCACUCGUAUAGCGACGCGGUCGCCAAGCAAGUGCAGCUCUCGUACGAGCUCUCGAAAGCCACUCGACUCUCGGUGCCGCUCGACGUGGUGCGGCAGCGGUUUGUCGACUUGUGCUUGAUCAGCGACGAUUUACGGCACAAGAGUCCGCGAUACGGCGUCUCGAUCGCGUGGCUGACCCACUUGCUCACAAGUGUCCUGAGUGCGAUUGGGAAAAGCGAUGCAAUGGCCUUUCUCGAGCGCAUCACGCUGACCGUGUACCGAACACUGCACUGGGGCGUUUGCGCCGACGACCGCACGCUUCUCAAUUUGCUCUUUGCCCUACGUGGAAUGGACGGUGGCGACGACGACGAUGUCGGGCGGGAACUCGACGACAUGGAAGAGCGCGCCAAGCCGUCCUGGGCGUGGUGCUGGUCGAGCCAAGAAGAGUUUCGGUUCUUGAUCGCACCGCAGCCCGCGCCGCGUGUCGAAACGCUGCCGUUGCGCUCUCCGUCGUGGCUGCCGACGUCGCGCUGGGAGCUCUUGACGUCGUUCGGCGACAUUCUCCCAAAACCACUCCGGCGUCGCCUUCUCGCCUCGUGGAUGGACGACAACCUCAAAGUGGUCUGGAAGAGCUUUUACGAGGCCCCGAAGCCAUGGCUCAUGGAGCUACCGGUCCCGCUCUCGCCGCUCCAGCGGCUCUGCAUCGUUCGCGCGCUUCGACCGGACCAGUUUGGCGCCGAGGCCCUUGCCUUUGUUCACAGCGUCGUGCCGUCCGAGUGGCUCGCGGCUGCGUACAGCUGGAGCCUCGGCGAGAUGGCGGCGGCGGCCAGCUGUGCGACGCCGCUCAUUCUGUCGUCGCAAGGUCACGACGCGCUGGCGGCGAUCAAGGCGGCCGGCACCAGCGCCAAGGUCGACGUCGUGCUCGCCGCCCACAGCGAGCCGCUCGAGCGCGUCCUUGUUGCGACCAUGAAGACGGGGCAGUGGCUCGUGCUUCGGCAAGUCGACACCAAUCCCGACUGGCUCGAGACGCUGCACCGAGCUUACCACGGGCUAGAUAUUGCUGACGUUCACUGGGAAUUCCGGCUCUGGUUGUGCGUCGACGCCACCGACCGCGUCCCGCUCUCGCUCGCACAGCGCAGCGUGACGCGUCACAUGGCCCUCGGAGCGACCUUCCGCGAGCACCUUUUUAGCUGCGCCUACCAGCUCCAUGCGCCGCUCUCGUCGUCGGUCGCACCAGAUAUCGACGCCACCGAGGCGCUCGGAAGCCCGACGCUGGCCUCGCCCGAGUGGCUCAGUCUCUGUUUUCUUCACGCGCUUCUCGUGGCGCGCACGCAGUUUGGCGUCCAUGGGUUCAAAGGUGCCUUGUGUGUGACACCGCGGGACUUUGCCAUCGUCGUCGCGCACCCGUCCUUGGACUUGGAGUCUCUCGUGUACGGCUGCAACCUCUACUCGUCCUGGGACACCGCGUAUGUGCGCCUGCUCCUGGAACGCUAUAGCAGCGGGCAGCUCAAAGCGCGGCUGCAGCGCAUCAUCUUUGCGUGGACGUCGCCCGUCGAGCGCACGGCCAGCGUCCGCAACCUUCUUCGGCGUCGAUCGUCGUCCGCGGCCACGUCCGACAUGGAAGGACUCCUCGAGUCGGUCGAGGCGCCAAACGCGGGCCCGCUCGUCCCCAACAACAUUACGAGCUUGCCAAUCAUUGACAACCCCGUGUGGUUUGGCCUCCACGCGAGCCUCGUACACGACUUGUAUGCAGCGCUCUCGAUCGCAACACGCCUCGAGAGCACGUACCGGUACUGGCUCUGGCGCCAGUUUCCGCCAGCGAUCGCCGCGGCUGCGCCUCCCAGCCAAACGCGGGUCGAGGUCCUGCAGUACGCGUCGCUCGACAAGGCGCUCGACGCCGCGAGCCUCGAUCUCGACGUCGCUCAAAAGGUGUUUCCGCUGGCUACCACGGCACCGCUGCAUGCCAUUCUGCACGCCGAAGUCGAGAUCUUGGCCACGAUCCGAGAUCGGUUGCGAACCGACGUUCGACGUCUCCAAGAGGCACUCGUUGAUGGCGCCGGCGUGCUCCCGCCCGCCCUCGAGCCGCUACAUGCCACCGUCCUCCGCAACGAAGCACCCGCGUCUUGGCAGCACGUCGCCAACUCGGGGCAGACGACAUGGACGGGCUUUCAGGCGCACCUCAUGCGCCAGAUUCAGUUUUUUGACGACUGGGUCGCGAGUGGUGUCGUGCCCGACGUGCACUGGCUCGGCGCCUACCUCGAACCGACUCGGUUUCUCUCGGCGUGGAGCUUGCAUUUCGCCAAGAGCCUCAAUCAGCCGCUGCACACGAUAGCGCUCGAGGCUACGAUUGUAUCGACUGUGGACCGGUCGGCAGGUGGCGUCUAUGUCGACGGCGUCGUUCUCGUCGGUGCGUCCUGGCUGCCCGAUGCCACCGGUGUGCACACGCUGCAAGCACCGACGCCCGAGUCAGCGACGACGGGCCCGCUCCUCCUGCACUUUACACCGCGCACCGUACCAGCUUUAAAUGGACUCGACGGCGCUGCGUCCACGGUGCCAUUGCCCCUGCUGCGCACGGUGUUGUCCGAUGCUGCGACCGCGGGCGUCACCGAGGUCGUGCACCUCGUGUACCUCCCGAGCACCCUCUCGGCGGCCGAUGUGCUCGAUCGGGGUGUCCACCUCGCCAUUCGAGAUGCGUAG
This is a messenger RNA of Saprolegnia parasitica CBS 223.65, 12633 nucleotides long. RefSeq lists its product as hypothetical. The record is from RefSeq and is a predicted model, not a curated record. Gene Ontology annotation, biological process: microtubule-based movement. Gene Ontology annotation, cellular component: dynein complex. Bases 1 to 12633 code for a protein of 4210 amino acids. Gene Ontology annotation, molecular function: ATP binding; ATP hydrolysis activity; dynein light intermediate chain binding. The transcript is spliced from 19 exons. NCBI's taxonomy places the organism in Eukaryota, Oomycota, Saprolegniomycetes, Saprolegniales, Saprolegniaceae.